This is a messenger RNA of Mugil cephalus (flathead mullet), 3625 nucleotides long. It is a transcript of the gene wdfy2, whose product is annotated as WD repeat and FYVE domain containing 2. Lineage: Eukaryota; Metazoa; Chordata; Actinopteri; Mugiliformes; Mugilidae. Gene Ontology annotation, molecular function: protein binding; metal ion binding. The coding region runs from base 151 to 1353 and encodes 400 amino acids. The record is from RefSeq and is a predicted model, not a curated record. The transcript has 12 exons.
CACAGCCGUCACAACAGAGUGCGCCACCGCCACCUUCCUGACAGACGGCUUUCAGCCUGCAGCCCCCUUUUAGCCGAGGCUCUGAGGGGUCGGAUCUCGGUGGGUUAUGUUUCUCGGAGCCGGAGCUGGAGGUCUGUGCAGCUCCGACUCAUGGCGGCCGAAGUUCAGCCGCAGCCGCAGGCUCGCAAGCCGUGUCUGCUGAGCAAAAUCGAGGCUUUCCAGGACGUUGUGAGCACCGCGGUGAUCAUUCCCAAGGAAGACGGCGUCAUUAGCGUGUCUGAGGACAGGACGAUUCGGGUAUGGCUGAAGAGAGACAGCGGUCAGUACUGGCCCAGUGUCUACCACACAAUGCCAUCGUCCUGCUCCUGUAUGUCCUUUAACCCGGAGACCAGAAGGCUGUCGGUCGGGAUGGACACUGGAAGUAUCUGUGAGUUCUUACUGGCAGAGGACUACAACAAGAUGACCCCGGCACGCACCUACCAGGCACACCAGGGCCGAGUGACAGUGGUGCUGUUUGUGUUGGAGAUGGAGUGGCUUCUGAGCACCGGCCAGGACAAAAACUUCACCUGGCACUGUUCAGAGAGCGGCCAGCAGCUGGGGACGUACCACACGGCAGCCUGGGUUUCAGGACUACAAUUCGAUGUGGAGACCAGACACGCCUUCGUGGGGGACCAGUCCGGUCAGGUGACCAUCCUGAAGCUGGAGCAGGACAACUGCAGCCUGGUCACCACCUUCAAAGGACACACUGGUAAUGUGACGGCGCUGUGUUGGGACCCGGUCCAGAGGGUUCUGUUCUCCGGCAGCUCGGACCACUCCAUAAUCAUGUGGGACAUCGGAGGUCGUAAAGGCACCGCCAUCGAACUGCAAGGACACAAUGACAAGGUCCAGGGUUUGUGCUACGCCUCACACACCCGUCAGCUCAUCUCCUGCAGCUCAGACGGAGGCAUCGUCAUCUGGAACAUGGACGUAACACGGCAAGAGACCCCAGAGUGGCUGGACAGUGACUCCUGUCAGAAGUGUGAGCAGCCUUUCUUCUGGAACUUCAAACAGAUGUGGGACAGCAAGAAGAUCGGCCUUCGACAGCACCACUGCAGGAAGUGCGGCCAGGCGGUGUGCGGCAAGUGCUCGUCCAAACGCUCCACGAUCCCCCUCAUGGGCUUCGAGUUCGAGGUGCGUGUGUGCGACAGCUGCCACGAGUCCAUCACAGACGAGGACCGGGCGCCCACGGCCACCUUCCACGACAGCAAGCACAGCAUUGUUUACAUGCACUACGAGCCCACCACUGGAAAUCUGCUCACCUCUGGCUCCGACAAGGUCAUCAAGCUGUGGGACAUGACUCCUGUGGUGUCCUGAGGCCUGCGGACGGCCAGCAGUCGACAGGAAUCCUCGGCACACUGUGAUGGUUUCGUGGCGGCAGUUUGCACUUGGAAGAGAGAACGCAUCUGUGUCAUCUGGAUGAUAUUUAACAGCGAUUCAACAACGGGGCAGUGGCUGUUGCACGUUCGCAGCGGAGGACGCGGCGGCUGCAGGCCAGCGAGGCCUGAGAGCGGCGCAAGGCCUCAGUCGGCGCGAUGCAACAGGGAAGCGGCUGGUGUUUGCUUGAGUGCAGUGCGUUAAUGGGGAUCACUCUGUGUGUGUGUGUGUGUCUGGGCAAAUGUGUCAGGGGUUGUGGUAUUUGACUUUCUAAGUAAUUUACACACUUUAUUUACUAAAUUUUUCAUGCAUUCCUUGCGGAUUUCAUACUGGAAACUCACAACUGCAACUCCUCCGCGCUGAGGUCAAGCGGGUGAAGACGAACCCGAACUUUACCUCGGCGAGCUGGAUCUUAACGAGCCCAAACAUUUGUUUAGCUGCACAUUUUCCACAAAAAAGGAGCGUGUUUGCUCACUGUCAGAUCAGAUUUAACCUGAGGUGCUGCUCCGUGUUGGCAGCGGUGUGGCCCUGCAAGGUGUUUAUUUUAUCCUCUGCAAGAAAAGAAAAGUAAACUCUCAAAAACCUGCAUGUCUGUUGUUUUAUAUUAUACGCUCACUUGCCAGUUCAUUAGGUACACUAGGUGGAAAUAAAUGCUAAUAUAACAGUCCUGCACUAAAUCUGAAGGGUUUUGAUUUUUUUAAAAACUACUGAACUUUACUGUUUCUUUUAUUUUGACAAACUCUUUUAUUGUCAGUGGACUAAAGAACAGAUUCAGUGCAGCUUAAAACUACAUCCUAAAUGAUCAUAUAGUUAAAUAACCUCCUUUCUUCUUACAUUAUAACACAUUUAAAUGCAUAUAUUUACAUUAUUGUACCUAAUAAACUUGCAAGUGAGUGUAAUAUUACCAGUUUCCUAAGAAAAAAAAUAUCUUAACUACAAAAUAAUGAGUCGUCUUUCGUCGGCCGCGUAGAGGACGUCACCGUCCUGUAGGUGGUGCUCUUGGAGCCUGUGGUUAGUUCAGCUACUGUGGCUCUUAUUGACUCAUCCGGGUUUCAGGUGCUUCACAUCACCCACACUGUGAGUUCUUGUUCCCGAGUUGAAGAGACAAAAGCUCAUCUGUUCUCUGGGCUGAUCACUGUCAUCUGAGUGACACCGAGGGAACUGGUCAUGCACUUCCCUGCGUGUAACCUAAUUUAAUUAAGCGCCUGAACCCUUCACCGGAGUCCCUCUACAUCGGCCACUGUAUCAACCAAAGAGUUUUCAGACGAAGCAGGGCAGCAUUUCAAACUAUAGGAACAUCGUCUUUGCACGGCAGAAACUCAUAAAACCUCUGGAUGAGAUCGUUUAAGCAGAAAAUCUAAAUAUGUUGCAGGGAACUCGCUGGAAUUAUUGUAGCUUUAGUUCACACAGUAUAAGUCACCUCUCAUUUCAUCAGUCAUUUUACCAAGCAGGCUGUUUCCCCGUCCUUAAAAAAAAAAAAAAAAAAGACAAUAUAUUUUGUAUGUUUUGUUGACAUUGACGUUUUAUGUGAUUAUUUAUUAUUCUGUACGUGUGGUUUAAAUGUUUCUAAUAACACAUAUCGUCAAGCUAAUCAGUGGCAGCAGAUACCUGAGAGGAAACUAAUGAACGUGGUUUGUUUGUUUUUGUUUUUUUUACUGUACGGUUAAUGCACUGGAAUCAGAAAGGAAAAAAAAAUAUCAUAAAUCACAGCUGUGAAGAGAACAUUUGACAGUUUGCAAUCAUAUUAUUUUGUUUUUCAUACAGAUUUGUCUGCACUUCCAUUGCUACCCACAAAGGUACAUUUCCAGCAGAUGUUUAAUUGUAACCUCAACCUCAUUUCAGCUCCGUUAUUACAAAUACUGUUUAAUUUCUUUGCAAGAUCACUUUCAAACGCAUGGCGAGCUAAUUUAUUGUCACACCGUGCUGAAAUUAAUGUAAGUCGAUGCCUGAGACUUGACUUAAGAACACCCAAAGAUGAAACACAACAGCUUGUCGAUACCCGAGAGCGUUGUAAAUGUGAUUUUUAAAGUGCAGAUCUGCCUACAAACACACCUGUGGGAUUGUUGCAUUCCAAGUGAGUGACGCAUCCGUCUGUGGCCAGUGGUCUAGUUUUCUGUAGGGAGGAAGAAAACACUCUCUUUGUUGUGUGUUUCAGUGUCUAUUCGUGUAACUCGUGUGUUUAAAAUGACAUUAAAAUGCUGUUAUGAUUCUG